UCUUUCACAUGAUUCAGACUAAAUAACGUUGUUAUGCUGGUAACAGUACAAGCAGAUUGAAAAGUUAAAAAGUCUUUCUUUUUGCAAAGGAAUAACGCAUUCAAUCUAACUGGACUUACGAGCUACAUCAGGUCCACAUCAGAUCAUACUGCAAGAUACGAUAUACCAAUCAGCAAUCAUGAUCUUUAUUCCAGUUUCUACGUUCCUCUGUUGUUUUUUCACACUUGGUGGAUCUCACAACACUGAUCCUCUCGUUGGAAAUGCCAACAAUUUUAUAGACAUACUGAUUGCAAACAUCAAAGGAGAGCUUGCUGAUAAUCUUAACCCUUACCAUUUACCGGAGAAAUCUAUCAACUUUGAGCAAGAAAUUUUCCAGUUGCCUUUGCGAGGACAAGCCAGCCUAUACGAUGGACAUCUGAUAGGGUUGAAUACUUUACACAGAGCUGGUGAUUGCACUAUCCUGAAGAAUGGUAACACCGUGAACAUUACAGUCAGCUUAGGAAUGGGGGUCAUGAUAGGCUCCUACAAGGGUUCGGUAACUUUUAUGGGUCGCGGACCUAGAGUUGACAUUAUUGGCAGACUAGGUUAUGCUUCUGUUAAAAUGGACGUUAUCCAUGAUUCUCUUUUGGGUGAAAAUCGUUUACAGGCUUUUAACUUAGAACAACUAAACGGCCUAACGAUCAAUAUUAAAGGCCUUGGUCCACUAAGUUUUGUCGUGAAUAAAUUGUCCUCAGCUAUCCUCACUCUCUUUGAAGGAUUGGUUAAAGAUGUCGUAGAAUGGACGUUGAAGCCCAUAGUCGAAACCAAAGUUAGGAAUUAUGAUUUAUCUUUCUUGGAUUGAGUUAUUUACUAUCAGAAUAAUAAAUUAGUUAUGCAUUUUUAUCGUUAACUCAAAUAGUUGUAUUGGAAUAACUCAAUUUCAUAUGAGAUAGAUAUUAUGUGAGUGAUCCUAGUAUUAUGAAGCAGUUUGUGAGUACGACACUUUAAAUUGUAUAUGUUUUUUAUUGAAUCUCGAAUAAAACAUUCAUAUUUCCCCCAAA
This is a messenger RNA of Limulus polyphemus (Atlantic horseshoe crab), 1040 nucleotides long. RefSeq lists its product as uncharacterized. The record is from RefSeq and is a predicted model, not a curated record. The coding region runs from base 179 to 841 and encodes 220 amino acids. The transcript has 2 exons. Lineage: Eukaryota; Metazoa; Arthropoda; Merostomata; Xiphosura; Limulidae.